Messenger RNA from Myotis davidii, 722 nucleotides. RefSeq names its product Sjogren syndrome nuclear autoantigen 1 (gene SSNA1). NCBI's taxonomy places the organism in Eukaryota, Metazoa, Chordata, Mammalia, Chiroptera, Vespertilionidae. Gene Ontology annotation, cellular component: centrosome; ciliary basal body. The transcript has 2 exons. The annotation marks the transcript as partial. The record is from RefSeq and is a predicted model, not a curated record.
CCGCGCCUACAGCCUGCCCCUCGCGCCGCAGGCAUCGAGGAGCUGUGCCAGAAGCGCGAGGAGCUGUGCCGGCAGAUCCAGCAGGAGGAGGAGGAGAAGCAGCGGCUGCAGAACGAGGUGAGGCAGCUGACCGAGAAGCUGGCCCGAGUCAACGAGAACCUGGCGCGCAAGAUCGCCUCUCGGAAUGAGUUUGAUCGGACCAUCGCGGAGACGGAGGCCGCCUAUCUCAAGAUCCUGGAGAGCUCGCAGACUCUGCUUAGUGUCCUGAAGAGGGAGGCGGGCAACCUGACCAAGGCCACAGCCUCGGAGCAGAAGAGCAGUGCAGGCAAGGACAGCUGACCAGCUGCAGGUGGGCAGGGCACCUCCACUGCUUCCUCGACAGGCCCGUCCCCAGCAAGCCUGCCUGCGAAACGCCUUGUUCAUGGCAGCAGCUGCCUUCAGGUGGCAGCCCCCAGCCUCACUGCCCCGGGUACAGCCUCCCGGUGGGGUCCAGUCCAUGCACUCGCCCAGGCAGUGGGGGUGCGGGCUCUGGGUCAGCUCUGCUCGGGCCUGAAGCCUCACACCCCCCUGGACUGCAGGACAGCCCUGCUGCUCGUCCCGGCUUCACGGGAGUCCCCUCACGCUCCUCAGCCAGCAGGUGCCCAGGCAACGGGCAGGGGUCUCCUUCACCUCAGAGCUUGCCCUAGUGGCCUGUGACUGUCAAUAAAGGUUGUUUUUAUAAA